AAACGCCGCAUGAUCAAAUAUUGGGGUACCCAACCAAGCAGGACUCUUCUUGAAUUCAUUUGUCGUCCAAAGUCCAAACUUUCAAUUUUUAGCUCUUCUUCCACAUCCGCCAUAUUUGUUUUUCCAUUCUCCGCGCAUCCAUCUCCUGUCUUCGCUCCUUCAACCGACCUUAUCAAAUAUUCUUAAAACCGAAAUCAGGCUUGGAUUCAAUCACCAGGCAUAAUGGAUUUUUCUGGGAUGUACUCAACAAAAGGUGAUCCGUUGCGCAUUCAAUGUAGAUCGUCACAUGGAAGAAAUCACCAUAAUGACUACAACACCUCACUUGCUGCUGAUUCCUUCAACACCACAAAGUACUUCAGUGUCAUCUUCCCACAUCAAGGAGAUCUUGCUCUUCAAAGCAACUUGAAUGAAAAAAUUAGAGAUUAUAGCUACAAUUACAAUGAUAGCUCUGUGAAACCUGUGUUUGAGCCUUCUUCUAAGCGAAUUAAGUGUUCAUCUCCUUCACGAGGGAGGUACCAUCAGCAACAACACCAUGCACAUAAUACUUUUCAAUCGAGACAACCAUUCCUAAAUAGCAUUGUGCAUCAAAGGAAUCAGGGUGUUUAUGACACUGCCACCACAAUAUGCAAUGAGAGUUCUACGAUUUCAUUUUCCAAUGCUAGUUAUAAUGACAAGCCUUCUUCUAACGGGUAUGAAUCUAAUACCCACAAGCGUAGCCGAUCAGAAUUUGAAGACAGUGACAUUGAGGUGGUGUUUAUGUCCAGAGAGGAAAUUGAUAGGUGCUCUCCGUCCAGGAAAGAUGGUAUUGAUGCUUUGCAUGAAAUGCAAUUACGAUAUUCAUACUGUGCUUUCCUGCAGACGCUUGGAACCCGACUAGAACUGCCACACACCACUAUUGGGACUGCCAUGGUUCUGUGUCACCGAUUCUUUGUUCAUAGGUCUCAUGCUAGUCAUGAUAGAUUUUUGGUGUCCACUGCUGCUCUCUUCUUGGCUGCCAAAUCAGAAGAAACGCCAUGCUCUCUCAACACCGUGCUGAGAUCAGCAGCUGAAAUCUUUCAUAAGCAGGACUUUUCUUAUUUAUCAUAUAUACUUCCCAUUGACUGGUUUGAGCAAUACCGCGAACGGGUUAUAGAGGCUGAGCAAUUGAUCUUGACAACUUUAAAUUUUGAGCUCAACGUACAGCACCCAUACAGUUCUCUUACGUGCACUCUUGAGAAAUUAGGGUUUUCCCGAUCAGUUUUGGUGAAUUUGGCAAUGAACUUGGUCAGCGAAGGGGUCUUUAGAAGGAUUAGCAUGCUCGCUUGUAUGAUAUUCUUAGCUGGCGGUUGAUAUGCUGUUCAUCAAUUGUUUUGUUUUUCAUCUGAAGUUAAAAUUUUGGAUGCUUUUCACGUAACACGUAAAUAGCAAUUCAUUGGCCAUAGAAGAUAAGUCAGUGAUGCUCCUGGAGCAGAUUUGCCAUGACAGUGUGUUUUUGGUCACGUGGAAGAAACUUACUGACUUACUGAGUGCUCUUGCACUUCUUUCCACCUGACCUAUUUUUUGGUCUUCACAUAGGGCACCGACAGAUAGGGAAGUGAACCUGAAAAGGUGUUUGCUGAGUAAAUUUUUGGGGCACUUAGCAGAAGCAUAUAAAUGCCCAAUAAAGCAAAGAGUGUAUCUCCAUGAUAUUUAUAAAUUAUACUUUCAGUACUAAAUAUUUUCCUCAAGGUCAUACGUAAUCCAUAGUACACCUGCAAUUUACAAACUAUGUGAAACACUAUUUUUAUCUUUUUCACGUAGAGGCUGGUUCUCUGGUUUGACUUUUGAACCCAUGACUUUAACUGGAAUGCUUAUACACUUGGCCGCUGAAUUAGGCCCAAGGUUUUGUACCACUAUAAAAAACAAGAGUAAGCUAUUAAGUCCAUUAUUAUACGUAGAAUUUUUUUAAUUUUCAUAUGUUUAUUCAUCCCUUUUUGGAUUUUUUCCCCACAAUUUUCAUUUCCCUAGAGUUUUAUUACAAAAAAGAGUUCGUGUAAAAUCAAUUUGUUGUACUUAUCCUGUUAGUGGUUACCAGGUUGAUAACAGUUAAGUUAAGCAAUUGCUGUACAAGACAACCCUAAAUGUGAUAUAUACGGUAUUUUGGUAGAUAACAUUGGGGUUCAUACGUGGUUGUAAUGGGUGCAUACAGACCUGACACCGUGAGGUGUCAUGAACAUUUCAGAAGUUGUUUCAUACUUAUGCCUUUCAAUAAUCCUCUCUCUAUCACUGAUCGUAGUCUUGUAGAAUGUACUUCGGUAGCCAGAUCACACCUUGUAUUUCAUCAUUAGUUGGACAUUAUCAGUUCCUGCUUAUGCAAUAGUGUGCUGUAUUGCCCACCAAAAUAGCAAAAAGAAAUUCAUUCUCAUUGUUCUAUUAUUGCCUGUCCCAAAUGGCCAAAAAGAGUCAUGUUUCAUCUAUGUACAACUUUUUAAUAUGGUAAAGUACAACUCUUAGAUACCACUUGUCCUAGUUAUAUUGUUAUAUUUUUUAAUUUUUUAUCGGGUAUAAUUGAAUUUGUAUAUCUUACAUGUUUUUUAAUUUAAGUGCGGUGGAUUGGUCAUUUGGAUGAGUGAUGCACUUGUUAGACGAGUUGAGAGGUGAGGAGAAGAGGGAGAGGAAGACCCAAACAGACGUGGAUUAGAGGAAUCAGAGUUGACAUACUUUUUCUUGGCUUUGGAGAGAGCAAAGUAGUGAGCGCAUAUUCGUGUGGAGGAUUGAUCUCUUUUCUCUCUUCCCCCCCUUCUAUUAUCUUUUUAUCUUCUUUAUCUUUCUUAUGUUCCUAUAUUAUUUUUAUCUUUUAUUUUUCUUAUUCAUCUUUAUCUUAUCCUUUUCCAUCAUUUGUAAUGGAGCCAAAGAUUCAUUAUUUUUUGGCUUGAGAAUAUGACGGAAUAAAACAAAAUGGCUCACCAAACUGUCUGCGCUUCUUUGUUAUGAAGCAGCAGUCAGUCCAUGCAACUUUGGACACGUUUUUCAUUAUGGGUCAUCCGGAAACAGUCUCUCUGUACUUUAGUACAGGGGUAAGACUGCGUACCUCCGACCCCCCUUACCCCACUGUAGGUGGGAGCCUUUGCGGCACUGGGGUAAAUGAUGAUUGAUUGAUUGAUCUUUAUCUUAUCCUUUUUAAGCUUGAUUGUUGUUGUAUCUUUCAUACGUUCUUAUGUUAUUUUUAUUUUCUUUCUUUCUUAUGUUCUUUUAUCUUAUAUUUAUCUUUAUCUUUAACUUAUUCUUUUUAUCUCACCUUAUUGUUUCUCUUUUCUUAUCUUUCUUUUCUUUUUGGCUCCGAUAUCAUGGAUCUUUUGGUAAUAAGGCUUGAAUGUUGUUGUCGUUGUACUAAUGAAAUAGCUUCUGUUGUUUAAAAUGGGGACAAAGUAGACUUUUUAUGGAAUGGAGGGAGUGUUUUACAACAUUGUCAAAUCAUUCUCUUUGCAUUUUCUGGAAAUCUAUUCCACUUUUCCCUGCUCCUUAAUCAUUUUUGCCUUUGUUUAAGUAGAAGUCAUUCCUAAGUUUGUUUGAAUUAUGUUUUGUCUGCCUACUGAGUAUGCUAUAUUGGCAGUUUUUGGGGGUGCAAGGGAUGAGGGGAAUGACAUUUUUUAUUGUUUGGGGAGGCGUUGGUGCACACUGUACAGUCUCAUAAGUUAUGUAAUUUUAUGGAGCAUGUAUGUGUAUUCCAUUAGUAUCAUGCAUUAGGUGGCUGAAUCUGAAACCGCUACCUCAUUAAUGGCCGGUCCAUUUUUGUGAGAGGGUACAAUCCUACUCAGCCACCUCAGCAGCGUGUUUCUCACAUGCUUUUUAAUUCUUUUUGGUUGUAACUAGCAAGUCAUUGUUAAAUGCAAAAGCUAUUUUAUGUGGUGUUUGCAUAGGGAAUGUGCCUCAGACUCUCUGUGCUUCCAUUCGGGGAAUGUGCAUCAGACCCUAUGUGCUUCCAUUCCUCCAAUGUUGUAGGUUUGUGCUUCACCAUAUGAUGUUGAGGCCAAGUCUUUUAUGACCUGAAGCAGGGUUGUUAGAUGGUUGAAUAUCAUGCCAUUAACAGAUGUUUUCCUCUAUCUUUAAGAAGGAAAGAAAGAUGGCGCCCUUGGACUUGGUAUAUAAGGAUAUUUUUUAUACAUAGUUUAUGUAUUAAAAAAAGUAAAUGAUAAGAAGUUUAUCAGGUAUAUGAAUCAUGCUUUACUUUUGUACUAAUGAACAUCAGUUGGUUAAGUUAAAUUAUGAUACCAUAUAUGGUUUUGCAUAAUUAGUUGCCUGGUGGACUUCACUUUUAUUUCUAGAGUACUAGUACUACAAGAUUGUCUUAGAAUGAAGCUCUUGAUGUUUUCAAAUUGAGGGAUUCCCUUUUCAUGACUAGAAGCUGGUAUUGUCAGUGAGUGGCAUCUUAUUAGCCCUUACAUCUGAAAAGUAUAUAUUUCUGGGGGGUCAUUAUACACAUACCUGAGGCAGCAGAGCUGGGAACUGGGGAGGUUGUGCUCUCUAUGUAGAUGCUUAUAAACAUGUUUGUGCUAUUACUCUUGGUGCACUCUAUAUCAACAAUCUGCAGAAGGUUCUUGGAUUUAUCAAUCCCCCAUUGCUGCUCUGUAAUUAGUUGGCUUAGAAGUUCCCUUUGGCUUCAGUUCAAACCGAAACAGAUUGCUGCUGGUGCUGCAUACCUUGCUGCUAAGUUUUUGAACAUGAAUAUGGCUUCUAAUCACACCAUCUGGCACGAGUUCCAAACCCCGCCUCCUGUACUUCGAGAUGUUGCACAACAAUUGAUGGAGCUCUUCUAGAGUGCUGAAAGGAGUCACAUAACUAGACUAUACUUCUGCUGCACACUUGGUUCUUCUUCUGCUACAACAGUAAUUCUUCUUGGCUUCUAAAGUACGGAGUAUAAACUACUACUACAGCAGCAGUGAGCUCAGCCUUGCUGGUUGUGUUAACUUGUUUUGUAUAGUCCCAUGUGUAAUGCCAGUGCCACUUUGAUGUGUUGUAGGAGUAAUUCUAUGGAGGCAUAAAAAUUACGUUAUCAUUGAAUGAUAAUGCAAUUCAAUGAUAGCGUCUACCUCUUAAAUGUUGCCAUACAGGAAUGUUUCCUUGCGAUUUGCAGUUUUAAUGCCUUUGUAGAAUUACUCGUUGUAAAUGAACUACCACAGCGGAGUUGUUGGAAUUGGAUUUAGCCUUAUUUUUUAAAUUUAUUUUUUUGUGUUCGACUUGAAUUUGGAUGUGCCAUUUAAAUACUGAUGUGCCAUUACU
Molecule: messenger RNA, 5238 nt
Organism: Cuscuta epithymum
Lineage: Eukaryota; Viridiplantae; Streptophyta; Magnoliopsida; Solanales; Convolvulaceae
Source: the annotation of a GenBank genome assembly